AUGGGAAGUGUAACAAGUGCACCUAGUCAUGAUAAACAUGUCUAUCCGAAGAACAAUAACUCUAUAGAACCUUUGAGCCGUUCAUAUUCAAAUGUUGAACUACCAAGUGUAACUCCUGUAUCACGAUCUCAAUCAAUUCAAACAUUAUCUGCUCCAUUAAUAGUGGACUCUGUUUCAGAUCUGAUUGAUAGAAUUUCAUCUAGACUAAAUAAGAACUAUAGAAUCGUGAAAUAUUUGGCCUUAGCAUGCCCUAAGGACUAUUAUUUGAACAAACAGAAUACCUAUGAAGAAAAUACUUAUGUUAAAAAAGAUGAGAAGUUUAAGUGGUUAAAUUUAUUUUCACACAAUUUAAGAUAUAGUGGAUAUGAUUUACAGACUGGAGACAAAAAUUCUGAAAUAUUAGAUACUGGGAAUGAAACUGGAGCACUAAAUCCCAGCUCUAAGCAACACUGUUUAGGAUCUACUUGCCAGUUUAAAGGCCACAGCUUAUAUGAAGAUAGUAAAUUAUAUGUAGUAUAUGGUCACUUAAAUAAUCAUAAACCAUUUUUAUCUCCAGGGAUUAUCGAUACAUUUUUACCUUUUAUUUUAGAUGAGACAUUACUAACUUGUUUUACAGUAUGUCCUCACUGGUUUCUAACAUUGGUAUGUCACAUGAACCAAGUAUAUAGUCAUCUAAUUGAUGAUCAAUUUAAGGAAAAUUAUAAAGGAUAUUUAGAACUUGAACAUGCAACAGUUACAAUGCAACCUGUUUUAACAGUAUGUGGAAGUGUUCGGAUUGAUCGUGUUUUGUAUGCAAAAGUACUUAAAUCUUGUGCUAAGAAGUGUGUAACAAUAGCUUACAACUUUAAAUAUGAUAAAAACUCAGAUUCAGCGUUAAAUAAAUAUUCUAAAGUGAAUGACAGGUCUCUGUCAAAUAAAAAGAGACAGUCACUAUUUGGUUUGAUUAUCAGUCCAGUAAAAUCAUCAGAUAUAAAUGAAGCAUAUUUAUCAAUUUAUAAAUUUGAGGCCCUCUAUACGGGUACUCGCAGAAAACAAUGGGCCCAUAAAGAUAUAUCUCGUUGCCACAGUGAAGAGGUGUGUGUUGCUCAAACAACAAUGAUUCCAAGUGUUAAUGUUGGAGAUCGUAUAGAAAUUGCAGUUAAUCUAAGCAAUUCCUUUGGUGUGGUCAAUAUCAAAUCAAUCGAGUUUCAGCCCAUUUCAUUUGAAACUAUAAAGUCUGAAAAUUGUGAAGUAGAAGAUCUCUACCCAAAUACUUCUGAUUGGAGUUCAAUUGACAAUCAAAAUGAAGUUGUAGAAAGUUUCCAUAUUCCAGACUUCUCUCCAAAUCUUAUAAUAACAGAUACUGAAUAUGCUGGGACAGAUUUAGUUACUUGCAGAGUACACUACAAGGCAGUUAAAUGUGGAGAAUUAAGUAAUGCAGAGAAGAUAUUUGGGAUCGACAUUGUAGUACUACCACGAGACUAUGCUAUAAUAUGCCCUCUGAAGCGCAUUGGUCUGCAGCACGAUAGAUAUAGCCCACUUCAAAUUCGGAUAGAUGACACAAUAGUUCUAUAUAUCACAAAAGGUGGUGCAAUCCCUGAAUAA
Molecule: messenger RNA, 1584 nt
Organism: Cryptosporidium muris RN66
Lineage: Eukaryota; Apicomplexa; Conoidasida; Eucoccidiorida; Cryptosporidiidae
Exons: 1
Coding region: 1-1584 (527 amino acids)
Source: RefSeq, a predicted model, not a curated record